AUGGCGGACAAGUCGGCUUACAUGAGCGCUGGUGGAUACGGCUCUGGCUACAUGGGAUCCAAUGCCUCGUCGUCUGGAUACGCUCGUGAGGACUACGCAUCUGGAGGAUCCGGUGGAGGAGCCAACAACAACAAUCAAGGAGGAUCCGGAGGGGCCGCCAACCCAGGACAACAAGUAUUCAAGGCCCGCACUGACCAAUCUUGCUACCUCGGACCAUAA
This is a messenger RNA of Caenorhabditis briggsae, 219 nucleotides long. The transcript has a single exon. The record is from RefSeq and is a predicted model, not a curated record. Lineage: Eukaryota; Metazoa; Nematoda; Chromadorea; Rhabditida; Rhabditidae. The coding region runs from base 1 to 219 and encodes 72 amino acids.